Messenger RNA from Apiotrichum porosum, 6936 nucleotides. It is a transcript of the gene STU2, whose product is annotated as stu2 protein. Gene Ontology annotation, cellular component: kinetochore; centrosome; spindle pole body. Bases 1 to 6936 code for a protein of 2311 amino acids. Gene Ontology annotation, molecular function: microtubule plus-end binding; microtubule plus end polymerase activity. The transcript is spliced from 8 exons. Gene Ontology annotation, biological process: establishment or maintenance of microtubule cytoskeleton polarity; microtubule polymerization; mitotic spindle organization. The record is from RefSeq and is a predicted model, not a curated record. Lineage: Eukaryota; Fungi; Basidiomycota; Tremellomycetes; Trichosporonales; Trichosporonaceae.
AUGGACGGCGAGCCACCGCAGGAGGAGGACUUUUCCCAGAUCCCCCUCGUUGAACGCAGUACCCACAAGAAUUGGAAAGCCCGCUUGAGUGCGUACAACGAUGUCAUCGCCGGGUCGGCCAAGACUGCAAGCGACACGGAUCCCUUCUUCCGACCCUUCGUGUCGGAUGGCUCGUUAUUGAAGAAAUGGUGUCUCGAUGCCAACGCCGUUGCUCAGGAGAAGGGUAUCGAAGCAGUGCUUGCUAUCGUCACAAACAGCGGCGAGACUAGCGCACGGCUACGGACCGAAGUCGUUCCAUCUCUUGUUGAGAAGGCGCUCGGCAACUCGCGUGCAGGGACAAAGAAGAAGGCCGUUGACCUGUGUCUCAUGUUUAUCGAGGUCGAGAACACUGGCGAGGGCGUAGUUACCGACGUGCUGGUAGGCCUUGACGCCAAGGCACCCAAGACCAUCGCCGGAGCAGUAGCCUGCUUGAAAGAGGCCACUCAAUUGUACGGCGUCCCGGGUCUAGGCAACGUCAAGCCGCUUCUCAAAGCUCUGCCCAAGAUCUUUGGACAUUCCGACAAGAAUGUGCGCGCCGAGGGAACUGCCCUUACGCUGGUGCUUUACUCGUUCCUCGGCCCUGCCCUUAUGCCCGCACUGGCCGACCUCAAGCCCGUGCAAAUGACCGACCUGCAAAAGUCGUUUGACGCUCUGGAUGCCGACGGCAAGGGCAAGGGAAGCGGCAAGCCGACACGAUGGACACGCAAGGCUCAGCGCGAGCGUGAGGAGGCUGCAGACGCUGGAGAGGAUGGGGACGGUGCAGGAGAGGAGGCGGCAGAAGAAAUCGACCCAAUGUCCCUACUCGACCCUGUGGAUGUGUACAAGCUCUUCCCCGACAACGUCCUGGAGCUCCUCGCCUCGUCCAAAUGGAAGGAGCGACUGGAGGCAUGCGAAGAGUGCAACAAGGUGCUCGCCGACCCCAAGAACGCGCGAGUUCUCGACACCAACGCCGAUGCAUACGGCCCGCUCGUCCAGACUUUGGGCACCAAGUGCCACAAGGACGCCAACGUCAACGUCGUCAUGGAGGCUGCCAAGCUCAUUGAGGGUUUGGCGCGUGGUCUCGGCAAAGCGUUUGGACGGUACCGCGGCGUCACGCAGAUGGGCAUGCUGGAACGAUUGAAGGAGCGCAAGGCUACCGUGGUCGAGGCCCUCGGCAAGGCUCUGGACGCAGUGUUCCUGACCACCACAUUGCAGGACAUUGUCGAGGAGGUCCUCACCGCCCUCAAGUCCAAAAACCCGCAGGUCAAGGAGGGCACCCUCAACUACCUCCACCGUAGUUUGAAGGCGACUGUCGACGCGCCUGGCAAGGACCAGGUCAAGCCUAUGGCCGAGGCCCUCGUUUCCCUCUUGACUGACAGUGCCGAGCCAGUGCGUACAGCCGCCGCCGAGUGUCUCGGUACCAUGAUGAAGAUUCUUGGCGAACGCGCCUUCAAUCCUUACGUCGAGAGCGUGCCCGAGAUCCAGCUUGCCAAGGUCAAGGAUGCUUUCGGUCGCGCUGAGAUUCGCUACAAGGUCGGCGGACCCAAGAAGGCACCAGCAAAGGCACCUCCAACAAAGGCUGCCCCCGCCAGUCGCGCUCCUGUCAAGAAACCGGCGUCCCCGGUGAAGGCAUCUGGUGGUGACGACCUGCUGGACACUUUCGACGCCCCUCCUAAACGUGCUCCCCCAGGCAGGUUCGCGAUGAAACAAGCGCCUGCAGCUGCCGACGAACUGCUCGACGAGGUUGCUCCCCCCAAACGUGCGCCACCAGCCCGAUUUGCUGCCAAGGCUGCACCUGCAUCUCCUGGCGAUGACCUCUUGGACGAAGUGGCCCCUCCCAAACGUGCACCGCCAGCGAGGUUUGCUGCCAAGGCUGCACCCCCUGCCGACGAGCUCCUCGACGAAGUCGCACCUCCUAAACGUGGUCCACCAGCUCGGCUGAUGGCGCGUAAGCCUCCCAGCUCAUCCCCCGAUGCCACUCCUCCUCCAUCCUCGCCGGCCAAGGCUGCCCCAUCAAGAGCGCCUGCAGCCAAACCAGCAGCCGCCGGACCAUCCAAGCCGGCUGGCAAGUCUGGCGGUGCCAAGACUCUCGCCUCCUCUCCAACAGACCCGAUCAAGUACCGGUUCUCACCAGAAGAAGCCACCGCGCGCGCCGAGGAGUCCAUCCCGGCCAACUACCACACUGCUCUCGCCGACGCCGCGUGGAAGGUGCGCCUGGAAGCGGCUGACGAAAUGGUCACUUGGGUUGGAGAAAAUGGUGGCGCUGAGCAGGUCGAUUCCGAGGUCAUGAUGCGGUUCCUGUGCAAGACGCCGGGCUGGGGCGAGAAGAACUUCCAGGUCUCUGGCAAGCUCUACCAAGUGAUGCAGUUGAUGGCGGAGAGGAGUCCGUCGUUCGGCAAGCCUGCGGCCUCCCUCAUUGUUGGCCCGUUGACAGACAAACUUGGCGACAUGAAGCUCAAGAAGCCAUCAGGUGACGCUCUUACUACUGUUGCCGAGAAGACGUCUUUGGCCUUUGUGUUGGCACAAUCGUACGAGCCCAUGACCAAACAAAAGGCGCCCAAGGCCCAGGCCGAUGCCCUUACUUGGAUCAAACAACAGGUCAUUGACUUUGGCAUUUCUGGCAUUCCCCUCCGCGAACUCAUCACCUUCGUCAAAGCCGCCCUCGGCUCACCCAACGCCAUGGUGCGUUCCAGCGCGACGGCGCUGUUGGUACAGAUCAAGAUUGGUGUUGGUGCCGACAUUUCCGGCUUCAUCGAGGACCUCAACCCGCAGCUCCUGACGACAAUCAACAAGGAGUUUGACAAGGUCGACGGUCAACCCGCUCCUGAACCAACACGCGAGCAGGCCGAUCUCCGUGAUGCUGCACCUGCUGGCAAGGGCGGCAAGGGUGGGGGUGGCGGUGACCCUCUGGAUGACAUCAUCCCCCGCGUCGACCUCGACAAGCUCGUUUCGCAGACUAGUGUGCUCAACGACUCGAAGAGCGACGCUUGGAAGGUUCGCAAGGAGGCGUUCGAGGCCCUCGCAGCUUUGUUGGAGGUCAAGUCAAACUCGCGCUUGAAGCCCAACAUGGGCGAGAUUGCCACCGUCCUCAAAAAGGCCAUGGCCGACACCAACCUGUCCGUCAAGAUGCUCGCUCUUGGUAUCAUCUCAAAGAUUGCUGCGGGCAUGGGCUCGCCUUUCGAAAAGUUUACUCGCAUCCUCGUCGCUGCCGUGGCGAGCGUGUGUGCCGACCAAAAGGCGACGACUCGCAACACUGCCCUCAGCACGCUCACGGCCAUUGCCGAGGCAUGUGGCUCGCUUGACCAUAUGUACACCGGUCUCGCAGCCAGCCUCGAGAGCACCAACCCCGCACUCCGUUCCAGUGUUCUUGGCUGGGUUGCCGAGCGUCUGGCCAUCGACCCGCCUACAGCCUCUGCCGAUCUCGGGCCACUUGCUGCACCAGUCAUCUCGUGCCUCGAAGACCGUAACGGCGACGUCCGCAAGUCAGCCCAGGCUGUACUGCCCUUUGUCGUCCAGAACGCCGGUUUCGACCACGUCAUGGACCAGACUUCGAGCCUCAAGCCGGCGUCAAAGGCCACCAUUCUUCCGCUGAUUCAGAACGCUCGUGGUGCCGCCACCGCUGCCGAGCCCGUCGCCGCUGCUGCUCCCACUCCCAGGGCUUCCGCGCCGCCCUCUCGCGCGCCGUCUGUCAAAGCACCAGCUCGAGUUCCGGGCACCCCGGCUUCUCGCGCCACGGCCACCGGCGCCCUUCCCAAACCAGGCGGAGUCGGUCGCUCGAUCGCGAUGAAGGCUCUCGGCUCGGCACCGAGCACCCGCCCAACUUCGAGUCUCAGCGAGGACCGUCCUACUGGUAUCGCAAAGUCGCGAAUUGCGGGACCUGGGGCGUCGUCGCGCACGACGUCUUCCUCGACCACUGCUUCCCUCCCUGUCGCUUCGUCAUCAGGCCGCACCCUCCCAUUCGUGCACGCUUCUCCCGAGGCACGUACCCAACGCCUGAAACGCGACGCUGCCCGCUGGUCGCUCGACACCGCUGCACGCGCAGACGCCCUCGAAUACCUGCAUCAGCAGAUGGAAGGACACGCGAGCCCCGAAGUGCUGAGCCAGCUGUUCAGCAAGGACCACAGGUCUGAGGAGGACUUCAUGGCCGCUCUCACCGUCGUGGCCGACUUUUACGACGUGGAUGCCUCGGGCUCGUUUGGUCUCGCAGAGGACGAGACACAGGCCAUCCAGCUAGCCAAUGUCGACCUCGCGCUCAAGUACGCUGCUGUGCGGUUGCUCAUGAACAACACCCAGCUCGCCAACCGUUGCCUCGAGGUCAUUACGAAUGUGCUCGACACGCUGGCGCGUAGUGGCGAACGCCUGAACGAGGUUGAGGUCAAGCUCUUCGUGCCUGCCCUGGUCAUCAAGCUUGGCGACGCCAAGUUUGGUCCCAAGCUGGCCCCCAUCUUUGAGGGUCUCGACAAGCUCAUCCCGGCAUCGCAGGUUGUGCAACUGCUCGUUCAACAUGGUCUCGAGGACAAGGGUGCUGGCAAGACGUGCAAAAACGAAAGCCUGCAGCUUAUUGAGAAGGCGUACCGCAAGCGCGGCUCGGUGCUCCGCAAGGAUGACCGCGCCUUCUUCGAAGCCGUGGCCAAGUGUAUCGCCGACCAGGGCACGCGCCAGUCAGCGCUCACGUUGAUGGCCCUCCUGCAGCUCCAGGGCGAGUCACGCGCCCUCCAGGCCGUCAUUGGCGCCAUGCCCCAGUCGUCAAAGGACAUGCUCGCCAAUCGCAAGGCAACGCUUGCGGCUUCCAAGGCUGGUGGGGCUGCCGGUGCAGGCAUCGCCCGAACGGCUGCCUCGGAAGAUAACAUGUCGCCGCGCGCGCAGUCUCCCCGGGCCAAGGUCCCCGCAUCCCAGAUCGCGACCCCCAGUGCAAAUCGUCUCUCUCGCGAGAUGCCUUCUGGUUUGUCUACGCCUGGGCACUCGCGUCCGGUAUCGCGCGGUUUACAGGCGCCCAGCACCUCGCGCUUGCAGGGUGCCAUGACGCCUGCCCGGUCCAUUCCUGGUCCUUCUGGCAUGGCCCGCCCUCUGUCCGUUACGUCUGGUGCUUCAACAAGCGCUCUUCUGCCUCCCAAGCGCACCACAUCCCGCCUGCAGCAGCCUGACGCACUGAGCGGUCCGCCCACUGCCCCACUUCCCAUGCUUCCUCCGGCUGCUAUCCCUGCUCCCCGGCCGUCCAUGCAGCCGCUUGGCCGCGCCCCAUCCUUGCCCCCACCUCCUCCUGCGCCGCUCAGCGACGCAGCCAUUGCGAUUGAGGCUAUCCGAACGCGGGACGUCGACGACGCCGCAGAGGCCCUCAAGACAACCGCCAUGUUCCUCGAGGAGGAUGAGGAGGCGUUCAAGCCCGAGGCAGCCGCGCUGCUGGACGCUCUCUGCUUCCAACUGGAUCUCCUCUCGCCUCAACCAGAGGCCCUGCUUGAACCAGCAACCAUGCGACGCGUCAAGCACCUCAUGCGCACAAUCCACGUUGCGUUCAGCCGCCCACACCUGGUCAAACGCUUCGGCCUUGAGGGUCUCGAGCGACUGUUCGCAGGUAUCCGGAUACACUACGCUACGCUCGAGGUCUGGUGCACGGCUGAGGGCGAGGACAACCAGCCCACCAACGAUUUGCGCGAUUACAUGAGCUUAGUGCUGAGUGCCAUUAUUGCUUCGCCUUCGCGCGAGGUCGUGUACACCAUGCUGUUCGAUGCGUUGGCCGAGCUGUGCAAGGACAUGACCCCCAACCAAGACGCUAGCGUCGCCAGCGAGAUUGGCGUGGUUCUCCAGUGCACAUACAAGCGCGUGCGGUCCAUCGAUGCCGACUUGAGGAACCACCGCAUUGAGGCAGGCGCACUCCUUGCCAUUAUCGAGAACCUCCUCCAGGUCAUCCCGCCUGUCCAGUGGCGUCGUCGACCCAAGUACGGCCUCCCGCACGGCGACUUGCCACUCCGUGUGGUCAAGACGCUCCUCCAACGCAUCAUCGUGUUCACCAAGGAGAUCAACGUGGGCAUCUACGACCUCUUGCAAGAGCAGUUUGGCGCCGAGGCCGACAUGACGACUGUGUACUCGUACAUCUUCCGCAUCUCAUCUGCGACCGACGAGGCCGCUCCCACACCCGUGGCUGCUGCACCGGCUGCUCCCGCACAGCCCUCGCCCAUUGUCGAGCCGAUCCCACGGAGAGCCAACGGUGAGCGCGAGAGGCCCAUCAGCGAACGUCUUGAGCGCACGUUUGAGCGUCCCAUCAGCAUGACCUCGUCUGCCGGCACCCGCAGCAGCGUCGUCCUCCCCGACGCCGCGGCCAUCAAGUCGCCGCCUAGGGACGUGAGCGAUUCUGAGCGUCUCGUGCGCCGUUUGACGGACACGCGCGAUUCGGAACAACGUCUCAACGAGCUGCACGCUUUCAUGAAGAUCAGCCCCGAGAACGAGGUGGAGGUCCGCGCAGCCAUUUCGUCCAUUCUCAACCCUGCAGCGCAGACAUUUGUCUGGCGUGCCCUCGACCGUCGUUCCGAUGACGGAGCUACCCCCGGCUCCCCCGCGCCUUCCUCGCCUGCCCGAUCCCCUAUGCGCGAGAUGCACUCGCCCCCACUGAGCUCGAGCACGAACCGCCAGUCGUUUGGCGGGUACACCAGCGCUCCGGCCCCACCCCGUCCAACUCUCCAGCAGCGCCCAGCAAGCAUGGUCACCGACUCGGUGCCCGUCGAUGACAAGCUGGCGGCUCUCAACGCCAUGUUCCGGAACAGGACGCGCACGUCUGGCGCAUCCCACGCGAGCAGCCAGGGGUCCAGCCGCAACUCUCCCGUCGGCGCUGGACGCCCAGUGAGCGAGAUGGACCGCGACAGGAUCGUGUCCCGCCCCAUGAGCGAGAUUGUGCGUCGCGUCAGUGAUGAAGCGGACGAGUAG